Messenger RNA from Nymphaea colorata (pocket water lily), 1092 nucleotides. RefSeq lists its product as uncharacterized. The transcript has a single exon. The coding region runs from base 341 to 871 and encodes 176 amino acids. NCBI's taxonomy places the organism in Eukaryota, Viridiplantae, Streptophyta, Magnoliopsida, Nymphaeales, Nymphaeaceae. The record is from RefSeq and is a predicted model, not a curated record.
GGAGCCAGAGUGGCAUCUCCAUAAUUUAAAGAACCUUCAGGUGCAUUUUACCAACAAUUCUGGCUCAAGAGAUCUGUACCAAUCAGCUCGCGCCACUUGUUACCACUGAGAGAUGGCCCACCGUGGAGGCGUCGUCUUCUGAUGCUCCAGUACAAAUCCCUUCUUCCCCAUUCAUCAUCCUUCAUACCAAUCAGCUUCUGAUCGCCCUCUCUUCCUUCCUCGCACAACCUCCAUUGCCUGAGCUUCUGAUCUUCCUCUCUUCAUUCAUCGCACAACCCCCACUUUUACCGUCUCUCCCUUCUUUGUAUAGCAGAGACAGUGAGAAGAAGAAGAAGAAGAGAUGGGGAACAGCUUAAGGUGCUGCAUAUCGUGCAUGCUGCCGUGCGGGGCGCUGGACGUGGUGAGGAUCGUGCACUCGAACGGGCACGUGGAGGAGAUGAGCGGCGACGUCUGCGCCGGCGACGUCAUGAAGGCGAACCCGAAGCACGUCCUGCGGAAGCACUGCCCCGAGGGCGUCCGCAUCAUCGUCCUCCCUCCCGACGCCCAGCUCAAGCGCGGCCACAUCUACUUCCUCAGCCCCGUCUCCUCCGCUUCCUCUUCCCCCGCCGCCGAUGCCUCGGGCGGCAACUUCUCCGCCAAAGGGGCUGCGAGAAGCAAGAGGAAGAAGGGCCAGUUUCACGAAGACGACGACUCAAUAUCCUCGAACGGUUCCCUUAAGACGCCCGCCCACAAAUCGAAGGUCUCCUCUCAGCAUGGUGGGUACCUCGUGGAGAUCCUUUCCGAGAAGAAGAGCUCCUUCGGCAGAGGCAAAAGGAGAGGGAGAGUUGGAAUCUGGAGACCUCAUCUAGAGAGCAUAUCGGAAGAUUUCUGAUCUCCCUAUCAUCUUCCGCGCUUCCUCGUCUCCCACCAUGGAUUUGAACGAAAAUGGUGUUCUAUUCUUUCUUUCUUUCAUCAUUGGGAGUCCUUUUUUCCCCUCUCCUUCCAUGAUUUAGCUCGAUAUCGUGUAUAAAAUCUUGUACCUUUUCCCGGCUCUUUGAUCUGCAAAGUUGCAGAAACAAACAGAAGAAUUUUCAGUAACCUUUUCUUUCUCUA